Messenger RNA from Etheostoma spectabile (orangethroat darter), 1323 nucleotides. RefSeq names its product RNA transcription, translation and transport factor (gene rtraf). The record is from RefSeq and is a predicted model, not a curated record. Bases 137 to 868 code for a protein of 243 amino acids. The transcript has 8 exons. Lineage: Eukaryota; Metazoa; Chordata; Actinopteri; Perciformes; Percidae.
UUGAUAGUAACAGGAAAAUGUAGAAUGUCUGGCGGCGCAUGCGUAAUGCAACAUACUGACAGCAAGUAGAGUAAACAGUCAAGCUAGCCAACUGUUAGCUGAAGAAAGUAGCUAUUUACACACAACUUAGGUUGAGAUGUUUCGGAGAAAACUGACAGCGCUAGAUUAUCACAAUCCCAGUGAAUUUGACUGCACAGAUGAGACGCAAUUUAGGAACUGCAUUGUGUGGCUGGAGGACCAGAAGAUUCGACAUUAUAAGAUCGAGGACAGAGGAAACCUGAGGAACAUCCCGAGCUCAGACUGGCCCAAAGCCUACCAGAAGUACCUGCAGGAUCUCAACUGUCCGUUUGGAGUUGAGGAGAAGCAGGAGGCUCUAGACUGGUUACUGGGCCUGUCUGUACGGUAUGAAUAUGGAGACAAUGUGGCCAAGUAUAAGGACUGUAAGCCGCUGGCAGCCCCCGGCAACAGUGAGGAAAAAGCAGGGGACCCUCUCCUCAACCUUGACAGUAGUUCACCAGAUUUCAAAGCAGGAGUGACAGCUCUGGCCAACAUCCUAAAGAUACAACGACAUGAUGAUUACCUGGUUAUGCUCAAGGCUAUUCGUAUUCUGAUCCAGGAGAGACUCUCUCCAGAAGCCAUCAGUAAAGCCAGCCAGAGUACAGAGGGUAUUCCAGUAGCUUUAGACAAGCACGUCCUGGGUUUCGACACUGGAGACGCCACUCUGAAUGAAGCGGCCCAGAUCCUGCGCCUGCUGCACAUCGAGGAGCUGAGGGAGCUCCAGACUAAGAUCAACGAGGCCAUCGUCGCCGUUCAGGCCAUCAUAGCCGACCCCAAGACAGACCACAGGCUGGGCAAGGUGGGAAGAUGAGAGCGAGGAUCAACAAGGACACUAAAGGAAGGGAGUGAGGGACUUAAUCAAGGGAGUUUUCAUUUGAUUUUGAGAGGAAGAGCCUGUCUGCACUGGACAUAAAUGAGUUUGGAUUUUAUUUCCGUUGUUGCAUGAGAUCACACUGGUCGGAUUGGGAAUUUGGAGUAAAUGAGCAAAUUUUCAGAUGCUGUUUGUCUUUUGUACUGCAGCAUGAAUGAAUUUACACCACGUUAAAAGUUUUUGAUGGAUUAAUUGGUAUAGUGGCACUGGUUUAGACUAAUAUGUUAAGUCAUUACUUCUUCAGAUUAUCUCCUGGCUGUCACAAUAGAAACCAGAGUUAUUCCUGGACAGUUAUAUUUGUAUCUUUUGUUUCCAGGGAGUUGUUUUUUUGCAAAUGGAAGAAAGGGUUAUUUUGACGCUGUGUGGGGAAAAUGUAUAAAUACAGCUGAACAGAG